This is a messenger RNA of Owenia fusiformis, 3206 nucleotides long. NCBI's taxonomy places the organism in Eukaryota, Metazoa, Annelida, Polychaeta, Sabellida, Oweniidae. The record is from the annotation of a GenBank genome assembly.
AAACAAGAUGGCUUGCAAAAUUUUCUAAAAAUUCCACAGAUGGUGAAUUUUGCACGAUUACUUCAACAAUUUAAUCCUAAAAAAAUAUUUGUUGUAUCCACCGGGUUAAGAACUACAUUUAGAAGUUUUACAGAGGUUGGCGUAAAUUUCUCAAGAAGUUCUACCAUGUCUACACCGGGUAUAGCCAAGGUAUGGGAUGAAGGACAAAUUGUCAAAUCUGCGGGAGAUAAAAGAGUUUAUCGUGGAUUGCAAUUGACCAAUGGGAUUAAAGCAUUGCUGAUAAGUGACCCGACUACAGACAAAGCAUCUGCAUCAAUGAAUGUUCACAUCGGCCAUAUGUCGGAUCCAAGAGACCUGCCAGGGCUAGCACAUUUCUGUGAACACAUGUUGUUCCUGGGCACUGAGAAAUAUCCACAGGAGAAUGAGUAUAGUAAGUUCCUUAGUGAGCAUGCUGGCUCUUCGAAUGCAUUCACAAGUGCUGAAAAUACAAACUAUUACUUUGAUGUGGCACCAGAGGAACUCGAUGGAGCUUUAGAUAGGUUUGCCCAGUUUUUCCUGUGCCCCCUAUUCACAGCCACAGCUACAGAGAGAGAGGUUAAUGCUGUCAACUCAGAGAAUGACAAGAAUUUACAGAGUGACCCAUGGAGGUUGAUGCAACUGGAAAAGUCCACUUCAAACCCUAACCAUGAUUACAGCAAAUUUGGAACAGGCAAUAAAUAUACAUUGGAGACAAAGCCUCAAGAAAUGGGACUAAACACAAGGGAUGAACUGCUCAAGUUCCAUUCAAAAUACUACUCUUCAAAUAUCAUGGCCUUGUGUAUCCUAGGCAAAGAUAGUCUUGAUGACCUGGGUGAGAAAGUGGUUAAGUUAUUUAGUGAUGUUCCUAACAAGAAUGCAGUAGUCCCUGAGUGGCCUGAACACCCAUACGGCCCAAAUGAACUAAAGCUGAGAGCCAAUGUUGUUCCCAUCAAAGAUAUUCGUAACUUGAACCUGACAUGGCCACUACCUGACCUACACCAGUACUAUCAUACACAGCCAGGUCACUACCUUGGCCAUCUUGUGGGGCAUGAAGGGCCUGGCAGUCUUCUAUCAGAACUAAAGAACAGAGGUUGGGUGAAUACACUGGUUGGAGGCUCCCAGAGUGGUGCCAAAGGCUUUGAGUUCUUCAUACUUAAUGUUGACCUCACUGAAGAAGGAAUAGAGCAUAUAGAUGACAUAGUGACGCUAGUGUUUCAAUACUUUAACCUAUUACGAAAGGAGGGAGCCAAGGAGUGGAUCUUCAAUGAAUGUAGAGAUCUUACAGCCAUGACAUUUAGAUUCAAAGAUAAAGAAAAGCCAAGGAAUUACACAGUUGGUUUGGCUAACUGUAUACAUGACUUCCCUAUGGAAGAAGUGCUCUCUGGGGGCUAUGUGAUGUCAGAUUACAAUCCAGAGUUGAUAAACUCCAUCCUAGAGAAGCUUACACCAGAUAAUGUCAGAAUAGCAGCAAUAGGUCAGAAAUACCAAGGCACAACUGAUAAGGUUGAAGAGUGGUACAAAACUGAGCAUAGCAUAGAACAUAUCUCCAAUGAUACUAUUCAGAAAUGGAAAGAUGCUGGUCUUCAUGAUAAGUUACAUUUACCACUACCCAACGACUUCAUACCUACAAACUUUGACAUUGUCCCAAGGGAGGAAGAGGCUACUACACCGUCUAUAAUUAAAGAUACACCAAUGGGGAGAUUGUGGUUCAAACAAGAUGACAAGUUUCUCCUACCAAAGGCUUGUGUUAGCAUUGAAUUAACUAGUCCAAAAACAUAUGUUGAUCCUCUCCAUGCCAACUUCACACACAUGUUUGUGUCACUUUUCAAGGAUGCCCUCAAUGAGUACACAUACGCAGCAGAGCUAGCGGGGCUUCAUUAUUCCUUGGAUAGCACCAUAUAUGGAAUCUUUUUGAGUUUAUCAGGCUACAGUGACAAACAGUCAACUCUGCUUCAGAAGAUAAUGGAUAUUUUAACCUCAUUUAGAAUAGAUCCACAGAGAUACGAGAUCAUCAAAGAGAGUUACAUCAGGUCACUGCAGAAUUUCCGAGCUGAGCAACCCCACCAGCACGCCAUCUAUUACACAUCCAUGCUCAUGUCUGAGGCCUACUGGACUAAAGAAGAAUUAUUGGAAGCUAUCGAUGAGGUGACUUUAGAGGGACUUCGGGCAUUCAUUCCCCAGCUUCUCUCCAGGAUGUUCAUAGAGUGUCUAGUUUAUGGAAAUAUGACUAAAAACCAAGCUUUGGACAUUCAGAAUAUUGUAGAAAACACAUUGAUUGGGAAAUCUAAAACAAAACCACUUCUACCUAGUCAGCGGAAAAGAUUGCGAGAAGUUCAACUACCAGAUGGUUCGUGCCAUAUCUACAAGAAAACCAACAAUGUCCAUAAGAGUUCCUCUAUUGAGAUUUACUACCAGACAAGCACCCAGUCCACAGAGAACAAUAUAAUGUUGGAGUUGUUCUGCCAGAUCAUCUCAGAGCCUUGCUUUGAUAUUCUAAGAACACAGGAACAACUAGGUUAUAUUGUGUUUAGUGGUCCUAGGAGGUCCAGUGGAGUGCAGGGAUUACGUGUCAUAGUUCAAUCAGAUAAAUCACCAGAAUAUGUAGAGAACCGAAUAGAGGCUUUCCUUUGGGCAAUGGAGAAGUACAUAUGUGAUAUGACUGAUGAAAUAUUCAAGAAACAUGCGACAGCUCUAGGUGCCCACAGAUUAGAAAAACCAAAGAAACUGUCCUCUCAGAAUAACAAGUAUUGGAGUGAGAUAGCCUGUCAGCAGUACAACUUUAAUAGAGAUAACAUUGAAGUUGCUCAUUUAAAAUCUUUAACUAAAGAUGAUGUUGUGAAGUUCUAUAAGGAGCUGAUAAGUCCUGCUGCUCCUAAGAGACGUAAAGUAUGUGUUCAUGUAUUGUCUACGGCACCCGGUCAUGUCCCACAGGGAUCAGCAGAUACCACAGAUGGACUCAGUGAAGUCCCUCCAUUACCAGAGGCUACUGUGAUAUACGAGGAGACAGAAUUCAAAAAAGCGCAUGGACUCUUCCCACUUGCGAAACCAUUUGUGGACAUUAAGACACUGACAGCAAAAUCAAAAUUAUGAACCCUAGCUGAAUUAAAGGAAGGCCAUUGAUAGAAGCAAUAACCAGGAAUUGAAAUUGUUAAGAUGUCAGGGACCACAGGGAGAUAUGCUGAUUACUC